UGGUUGGUUAAACGCGCAAGGUGUUCUUUGCGAGGAGAUACGUUCCAGGCUUCACCUAGAUAUUAUCUCAAAACUACAACUAUUUUUGACGGUGUAACUGUUGACAUUACAAGUUGUUGUUUAAAUAAAGGGCGGGACUCGCCUCUGAAGACGAGCGAUGGGGCUUGCUUUGGGUCCGAGCUAGAGGUACGAGGAACAGCAGAUGCCCUGCAGACCAGUAAGCCUUUAAUGCCCCCAGGGCUCGGGACGGAGGAACUACACUGUAACUCACAACACACACUUCAAGUGAAACCCUUCACUUAACCCAUCCGUCCGUCGCCUCCGGGGGAACCUGCAUUUAAUCUUCCGGGAAUAUCACAGCAUUACGGGCGAACCCGUGGCUAAACUAACUCAUUUUUUUAUUUCACUUAUUUUUUCUUCCGCUCAAAUUGCUUUUUCGGAUAUAUGUUACCGUUGCGAAUCUUUUGGAAAGAGUCCCGCGUAAGACCGGUGGUUGCUUUAGAAUAAGUGCACCUGAUUCAGAUACAUUCCAGUUUUCAUAAACAACAACCGUGGAGCAACUCACUGAAGACCCGUCCGACCGCCAUGCCGCCCAAGAAAAGGGGAGAGCGCCACGACUCAGACGUUGUUGAGGAGAGGAAUGCCCAGGCUCAGCUUGAGAAGGCCAAGUACCGGCCGGUGGCGUUCGCCGUGCGCUGCAACUUCUCGUACACGCCGGCAGACGACGACAACAUGCCCGUGCAUGGACACGCCGUCACCUACGAGGCCAGAGACUUCCUGCACAUCAAAGAGAAGUUCAACAACGAGUGGUGGAUCGGCCGCCCGGUGAAGGAGGACGGUGUGGUGGGCUUCAUCCCCAGCCCGGUCAACCUGGAGACCAUCCUCAUCCGGAGAGAGGUGCAGGCCAGGAAGGCUGCCAAGGCCCUAGCCACCAAAGCUGCGUCUCAAGUCGUUCAGGAUUUGAACUCCAAGAAGUACACCCCUCCUUCACAAGCUAACCAGCAAGUAAAAAAGAAACCGGGGGAGCAGAUUGCCAUGUAUGAUGUGGUGCCCACCAUGCGUCCUGUGGUGCUGAUGGGACCCUCGCUGAAGGGGCUGGAGGUUACAGAUAUGAUGCAAAAAGCACUUUUUGACUUUUUGAAACAUCGAUUUGAAGGCAGGAUAACGAUAACGCGAGUGACGGCAGACAUCUCUCUAGCCAAGCGCUCCAUCCUUAACAACCCUGGAAAGAAGGCCUUAAUGGACCGCUCCAACACACGCUCUCAUCUAGCCCAGAUCCAGGGGGAGGUAGAGCGGAUCUUUGAGCUGGCGCGCAGCAUGCAGCUGGUGCUGCUGGAUUCAGACACCGUCAACCACCCCCUGCAGGUGUCCAAGACCUCGCUGGCCCCCAUCCUGGUCUAUGUCAAGAUCUCCCAGCCAAAGGUGUUGACCAGGCUGAUCAAGACUCGGGGGAAGUCUCAGACCAAGCAUCUUAACGUUCAGCUGGUGGCCGCAGACAAGCUGGCCCAAUGUCCGCCGGAAUCGUUCGACGUGAUCCUGGAUGAGAACCAGCUGUCGGACGCCUGCGAGCACAUGGCGGACUACCUGGAGACCUACUGGAGGGCCACGCACCCCCCCGAGAUGGAGCCCACCAACCCCCUGGUGCUGCAGCUUGCCGAGAACACGCUGCCUGUCAGCCCCCCGGCUCCUGUGACCCCUACGCCUCGGAAGAAGGAGGAGCAGAAGGAGAGGAGGCCCCCAGCCACCAAAAGGAAGGGCUCCCGCGAGAACCACCUAGCCCCGGAGCCCCCCUCGGCCCCCGGCCCCCCGGAGCAGAGGACCAGGGAGGGCGGCCGCAGGGAGGGUCCGAAGGAGGAGCAGCAGGAGGGGGAGCUGCGGGAACAGGGGCUGGAGGAAUCGCUCCUGAGGACCGAACCAAAGAGGGCCCAGCACGGCCACCACCACCACCACCACCACCACCACCACCAACACCAACACCGCAGGACUGACCCCCACCACCAGCACCCCGGCAGGGAGCACGCACACGCACACCACGGCCCCUCCCGCCGCCAACUCCCCCGGCUGUCGAGGAGCACUGUGGGGCAGGAGGAGGAGGAGGGGCAGGGGGGAGGCGUGGGAGGCGGGGAGGAGCAGCGGGGCGUGGACCCUCGCUACCACGGCAGAGUGGUGGCCUCUCACAAGGACCUCAACCACCAUCCCAACAGCGGCCACCGGCCGCACCACCACCGUCGCCACCACCCUCCUCCACAGCCACAACAACAACAACAACAACAACAACAACAACAACAACAACAACAACAGCAGCAGCAACAGCAACCGUACGCAUAUCAGCAUCAGUACCACCAGCAUCACCGCGGCAACAGGCAGCCGCAGAGCGGGGAGAGCAACGAGACGGAGCAGAACAACGAGCGCAACCGGCAGCACCGGCGCCCCCCCCACCACCGCCGCCACCACCCCCCACCACCACCACCACCACCACCACCGCCGCAGCAGCAGCACACGGAGGCCCCCAGGACCCCCCGUAGAGACCACUACCCCGGGGGCCACCACAACCAACGCAACUACCAGCACUACCACAGCAGGGACCGAGAGCGGGAGAGAGACGGAGACGGGGACAGGGGAGAGCGAGACGGGGACGGGAGACACUGGCACAGGGAUCCCCGUGUAUACAGCUAGCCGCUGUCGGUGUGAUUGUGGCGCCGUUGUUGUGGCGCCGCUCUGGUUGUGAACGCCACUCAGGAGCGGUCGGAAAUUGGCAAUGACUUCUGCCGUUCUGUAUGUCGUUCUUUGCUGAUUGUUGCCUGCCUCUGCCCCCUCCCUAGCAGUCGAAUCGCCUCGUGGUCUCGCACUCCUACCAUACCGGCCACGCCUCGGAGCGAUGGGCUUGGAUGGUCCACUUGAAAUGAUUGACCGUUUAUCUAAAAAGGAGUCGCUUGCCUUCCGCUUAAGUCACAAGUAAACACGUAAUAGUGAGUCAGUUGACCUGUCAACACAGACAAAGUUCAAGCAGUUGUCACUCCCAAAAUGAGACCGGUGUUCAGGGUUGAAGCCCCAUGUCCUUGCCAUGAGUCUGUGUCACUUCCAGACCUAGAACGGGUGUUCGAGACUUCCCAUGCUGAAUCCGCAGCUGAUCGCCAGGUCGUGUGAUGAAAACCAUGAGAAAUCUCAAUUUACAGUGUAUAUAUCUGGCUAUUCUUAAAGGCAACCUAUUAUUUUUUCUUCCGUGUUUUCUAUUGCAGCACAGUGGAUUAUUUAUGAAUUUAAUAAAUUAAAGUCUAUUAAUAAUUUUAUCACAACAAUAUUGGACUGGAAUGAGAUUGGUUGGUGACGGUUGUCCAUUAGGGAAUGAUGGCCACACAGACGCUGAGCUAUUUUGGAGCUUGUCAUGGACAUCGGUGCUUAACAUGUACCUUAUACCACCAUGAUCCAUCAGAACCAUUAAUAAUAAUAGCAUGCAGACACAAAUCAUAACCUGCUGUACCUUGAAAUGAACCCCUGCACACUGAGCCUCGAUUUUAGUGAGUUCUUGUUCUCAAAUCUCUGUCUUUGUAGACAACACACUGCUUGACUAUCUCGAGGUUGCUGAAAUGUUUGGCUGUUACAAAGAUCUACAUUAGAUCUGAAAACCCGAAGGACAUGAUCACAUUCAUCGUGACCCACCUGUAAGUGUUUGAUUUGUUUUCAGACUAAAUAUAGGAUGAUACAGGAUAUGGUUUUAACUGUGCAGAAUAAUAAAAUACAAGCCUUGAUUUGUAGUAAACUCAUUCAUAAUUUACGAGUCAAACCAUACAAGGGAGAUGGCAGGCUUAACCCGUUUCAGAUUUUCAGCGGGUGUCAAACAGUCAGAUGAUAGCAUCGCACUUCUCUUCCGACAACGUUUAUGACAAACGAUGACAUACAUACAAAAGCAGUUUAUUUCAAGAAAAGUCCCCCAAACUAAUUUUUCUGCACCUGAAUGAGAACCGUGUGUCGUACUCAGCUUCCUACUUUUUCUAACCGUGUUGUUCAAGCGCAUUUAUUCUCUCUCGCACUCGUCUGGAAGCAUGACUCAUUUAUUUUGUCGUGACACUCGUGCGCUGUGCGCUGAGGCCACUAUGCAUCUUCUUGUGAUGAAGAAUAUAGCUUGAAAUCGACUUCUAUGCAUUUGUAUAUAAACACAUAUCAUAUUUGCCUUGACUGUUGGGUUGAUGGGGGCAGGGGGGGGGCCGUGAGGGAGUAAAUUGCACUGGUUUGCUAGAGCUUUACCUCAUAGGCCUUUUUCAUAGAAAUGUCUUCGUAGGACAGACACAGGUGUCACUCAUAACUCUCAUUAUGGGUCUGUUCCUUUUGUCUACCAGGGCACUUGUAGUAGACUAAACUAGUGAAGGUAAGUAUGAUUCUUGUGCCCUGCAUAAAAUGGAACCCACCCAUAAUAAGUGGUAUCAAAAGUGUUUUGAGUGACACCUGUGUUUGUCCAAUAGUGACGCCUUUGUGAAAAGGGGCUAUAAGGACUGCAGGUCUAACAGCUAAAUCCACUCUCUCGCUUCUCUUAUGAUGCAUUGG
Messenger RNA from Gadus macrocephalus (Pacific cod), 4542 nucleotides. It is a transcript of the gene cacnb2b, whose product is annotated as calcium channel, voltage-dependent, beta 2b. The transcript has 13 exons. Lineage: Eukaryota; Metazoa; Chordata; Actinopteri; Gadiformes; Gadidae. The record is from RefSeq and is a predicted model, not a curated record. Gene Ontology annotation, molecular function: high voltage-gated calcium channel activity; protein binding. Gene Ontology annotation, cellular component: voltage-gated calcium channel complex. Gene Ontology annotation, biological process: chemical synaptic transmission; neuromuscular junction development; calcium ion transmembrane transport. Bases 586 to 2676 code for a protein of 696 amino acids.